Molecule: messenger RNA, 813 nt
Organism: Prunus persica (peach)
Lineage: Eukaryota; Viridiplantae; Streptophyta; Magnoliopsida; Rosales; Rosaceae
Exons: 3
Coding region: 1-813 (270 amino acids)
Biological process (GO): DNA integration
Molecular function (GO): nucleic acid binding
Source: RefSeq, a predicted model, not a curated record
AUGAAGAAUGACGCAUACAACUUUGUGAAGAAGUGCCACGCAUGCCAAAUCCAUGCCAAUAUAAGCCACAAGCCUCCCACGUUGUUGCAGGACAUGCGUACUCCUUGGCAUUUUCAUACUUGGGGGCUUGACUUAAUUGGGACGGUCUAUCCACCUUUUGAAGGCUACAUAUGGAUCCUUACAGCCACUGAGUUUGGAAUCCCGAACAAAAUCGUCACCGACAAUGGCACACCUUUUGUUAACAAGCAAGUAAGCUGGAGACUUAGCGGCUAUGGUAUCAAGCAUCGUCGCUCCACGCCUUAUUACCCACAGGGAAAUGGUCAAGCGGAGGCCACAAACAAGACUUUACUAAGAAUUCUGAGCAAACUGUCUAAUGCCAUCUCACCUGUUGAGACCACCAUCUCCACUGCUAGAGUAUCAACCGUUAAAGACCUCGAAUGGGAUACAAAGUCAUGCUCAAACUGGCGCUUGUUGUACCUCGAAGCCUUGGACAAAAAAAGAGCAGAAGCCGAAAGGAGGAAAGCAUUGUACCACAAAAUUGUUGCCCAAGCUUAUAACAGGACAGUCAAGCAUCAAGCCUUCAAGCAAGGAGACCUCGUGCUAAAGGUUGUUGAGCAUGUGAGAAGGCAAGUGUCGGGACCUUCUCUGUUUGCAGUCAAAGAAGUUUACAGCAGUGGCUAUUAUCACUUGGUCUCUAUCAUAGAAGGCACGCUAACGGAUCCCAUCAACGGGAAGUGGCUCAAGCCCUACUGUGCUUUUGUUAUUGCAUUUCUUUUCGUUUUAGAUAUGAACUCCUUCUAUGUUCUUACUUGA